Molecule: messenger RNA, 769 nt
Organism: Sardina pilchardus (European sardine)
Lineage: Eukaryota; Metazoa; Chordata; Actinopteri; Clupeiformes; Clupeidae
Product: apolipoprotein C-II-like
Exons: 4
Coding region: 106-393 (95 amino acids)
Biological process (GO): lipid transport; lipid metabolic process
Cellular component (GO): chylomicron
Molecular function (GO): enzyme activator activity
Source: RefSeq, a predicted model, not a curated record
ACCUUGCGUUUGUAUAUAUAUAUCAGGUAAGCCAGUGAUAUCCACCGCUCAAUCUACCAGACGCAUUAAACUGCUAAGGAGAGACAAUUGUGCAGUCAUCUCAUCAUGAGGAACGUCCUGGCUUUUGCUGUGCUCUUUGCACUUCUUGCCGUCGGAGCAGAGAGCUUCCGCGUGCCCAGGCAGGCUGAGGAGGGCACCGUGGCAACAGUCAUGGACACCCUUAAGUCCUACUAUGACUCGGGCAUUGACAGCGCUUCCGGAUACCUGGACAGCCUCAAGGGCAUGAAGCUGGAGGAGAAAGCCAAGAACUUGUUUUCGGAGACCACCACAGCCGUGAAGACCUAUGCCGGUAUCAUGCAGGACCAGCUGUACCACAUGUUCGGGUCCCAGUAAAUACCUUUUACCUUCAGACCCUCAACACCCAUAGCCCAUUCCUGUUUCAUGAGACUUGACCUCCGAUGCUGCUCGCUGGCUUGCUAGCUUGGCUUGCCUCUUGACAUCCAGAACUUUAUUUGACGACCUCUCUUUCAGCACACCCAUUUUCAACAAACUCAACAAACUCUCACUGUGACGGCAAACUUUCCACAAACUAUUGAUAAACUUUUGACUUGAAACUCACACAGGACACACUGACACAGCUAAAGCACCAUUGAAGUAAAUCCACAGCUCCACCCUGUGGUGAGCUGGUCUAUAGACCAUUAGCCACUUUAUCAUAUGAACUAUCCACUCACAACUUGCAAUAAAAAAAUGUGUUUGUUUAAAAAAAAAA